AUGUGUUCUUCGUACACACCUCUCGUGACAUCCGCAUGCUACUCAGUUGGUCUGCUCUACCUAUUUCAUCUGUUGGGUAUUCUCACAUUUUGGUAUGGAAUCACGAAAGAACUAUCUUCAUGGAUUGUGCCGAAAAUCGUGCUCAAAACUACUACUGUUCUUGCAUGCAUUAUCAUCACGUGUGUGCUUACCUAUUUCAUCACAAACAACCCAGCUUAUAUAGGAAAUGUUAUUGCUAGAGGCCUCAAUGCGGACUAUCUCGAUCAUAAAAGUGCGAUUGACAUCGGAACCAUUAUCGUCGUUACUGUAUGUGCUGCAGUAGCUAUGGGUCAAACGUGGCUUUUGGCACUACUAAUUGGUUGUUAUAAAGAUACGAGAAAAAAAGAGCUACAAAGAUUACUCGAAGAAGCUAUGAGAAGGGAGAAAGCUAAAUUUGGAAAGCGACCAGAUGGAGAACUGCGAGGAUUGUGUACUACCUCCAUAUGA
This is a messenger RNA of Cylicostephanus goldi, 486 nucleotides long. The record is from the annotation of a GenBank genome assembly. Lineage: Eukaryota; Metazoa; Nematoda; Chromadorea; Rhabditida; Strongylidae.